Mizuhopecten yessoensis (Yesso scallop) is the source of this 1623-nucleotide messenger RNA. RefSeq lists its product as uncharacterized. The transcript is spliced from 9 exons. The record is from RefSeq and is a predicted model, not a curated record. Lineage: Eukaryota; Metazoa; Mollusca; Bivalvia; Pectinida; Pectinidae. Bases 391 to 1086 code for a protein of 231 amino acids.
GGUGGAGAUCAUCGAAAAUACAGCCUGACCACGUGACACUUAUUCUGAUAUAUAGGAUAUCUGUUUAUCUGGGUCACACAUAACUCGGCAACACAGUGGAUCGCUUGUACAAGUCGUGCACCAGGAGUUUUGGAAGAUGGAAAUGCAUCGGAAUACACUGUAUUACCUUUUUAUAGUAGCUACGUUUUAUAAAUGCACUGCAGAUGCACAACCUCCGAAUUACAGCAAGCUCACUUGUGACGGAAACGGACACAUCACAUUAACAGUCAAUGACGCAAUACAAUCAGUUGUUUCAAAUUGCACUAGUGGAUCGCAUUCCUUUAAUGUAUUACAAAAAAAAAAACUGUAACCGUCGACAACUGCCCAUUGAACCAUCACGUGAAGAUUUUGAUGUUAGAAGAUGUGGAUGAGCAUGUGGAUAAAUUAAUAUUCUCUGGAAGUGUUGUUGAAGCUAUUGAUGUCAUUUGCGAUGGCACUGGUAUCAAAGUGAAUACAUCGAACAUUAAUGCUCCUGUAACUUUUAAAACGGUUACGGUUCCUUAUCAUGAACUAUUGACAAUGAUCCUUUUUGAUAACAACGCCAACAACGGUCAAAAAUCGGCGGAUACAAUAACGGUUGGGGGCAAUUACACAUUACAAAUCAAAGCAAAGGACAACGUGGAUAUCCAUGUACAGUCGUGCACUGCCUCUCCCGUCGAUAAAAAGAGUGAGAUGGUGCAGCUGUAUUUUAAUGGGAAACCCGACAGUACUAACGAUGUUUUGACAACAUUUGAUGAAACCGAGGUGCAGACUGCAUCAGCUACUAUGACUGGUUUCAGAUUUAUCGGUAAAGACAGUGUACUCAUCACCUGUACUGUUGAUGUUACAACUCCGGAAACAACAAUUGUACCUUCCACUACUCCGUCGCAACACCGCAGACGACGAAAUGCAUUUCAACUGAAACACAAGAAAUCCCUUGUGGUAUCGACUUCAUUACGCGUCGAGAGUUUAUCAACAAAUGGGGUACAGGGAAUGGUCGCUAAAGAAGGCCGAUUCAUCUUGUUGGCGAGCAUUUUGCUCGUGAAGUAUAGUUUGCACUGGUUUUAACAUGAAGGCUUAAUAUCGUAAUGUCGACCUUCUGAAAUACAAGCAGUCUCGAUCGUCAUUUAAAAGCACCAGUUUGUUAUAGUUUUAAACAAUUUAUUUAUUCGUUAAGACUUUCUGCAGUUGCCAAUACGAAAAAAAACCCAUUUACAUGUUAUUCUUACCAACCAAUAAAUGCUUGAAAUAUUGUUGACAUUCGAAACAAAAUUAAUAAAUAUCAAUAACUGCCUAAGCUGCAGUCACAGUUGAAACAAAAAUAACAUUUUUUAAGUAAUUCGCACUAACUUGAUCCCAAAUUAUAAAAGACACGGCACAGGUGUUGUGGUAUGCAUGUACAUUUGUUUGUAUUUCUAAAUCAAAUUGACAUAAAUUAUUAACAUUUUUAAUAAAAUGCUGGAUUUGUUUUAAUCCAAAGAUGUCAAUGAGCACACAAUUUCUUUAUUAAAGAGAUGUAAACUUAACAAGACGAUUGUUUCUGUAAGUAUUGAUUUAUUUGUAAUGUUUAACGUGAUUAUGUAAUCAACAAAUCGUUUUACAAGG